AUGGAAUGUUCGCCAGAUGUUGUCUCGUACGGCAGCGUCAUAGACGGCUUUGCGAAGGCUGGCAGACCGGAAGACAUUGGACGCCUUAUGGAGGAUAUGGAUGGUGAUGGCGUGCCAGUCGAUGUGGUCAUGCACAACGGCAUGCUUGAGGCUCUUCUGAACACUGGGAGGGUCGAUGAUGCCUUUGACUGGCUGGUUUCCAUGAUGGCUCCGGAGGACGAUUCUUCAAGUGGAUCGAGGAGUCGCGAAGUUCGUCCAAAUAUUUGGUCCUACACCAAAGUCGCCGGAGCGUUAGCAAGGCAGGGCCGCACCAGCGCUGUGGCCUCCCUCUUGAAGACCAUGGACCAGAUGAACGUGAAGCCUGCAAUUCGACUCCACGACCGGAUUCUUCGAGGCCUCCUCUCUGCAAAGAAGCGUGCAGAGGCCUACAGGUGGCUGCGACAAGUUGUAAGGUCUGGCGUAGAUUUCGAUGCACAGUUCGUCACACUGGCUCUCGAUGUCUGCAUACAAACCGGCUCCUUCACAGAGGCCUUUGCUUGGCUGAAUGGCAUGGAGGAUGCCGGCAUUGAUCCACCUACUGAAGGCAGAGGGGGCGUUUCCUUCUUCGUGAAAGCCGUGACGGUGUGCACCAUGGCCAAGCGUCUCCAAGAGGGCCUCGAUUGGCUAGAGCGCGCUGAAGCCGCAAACUUGUGCCUUGGCUGCAAGUCAGAUGGUCGCUCGUCCAAAGGGCCGCUUCGCCGAGGCAUUCCCUUGCGGCCGGCCUAUGUCGCUCUGAUGCAGGCGUUCGCACGGGCGCAGAACAGAGAACAGGCCAAAGACCUCCUCGUGCGACUGGAGGCCGAAGAGGGGCGAGUGGACACCAUGGCUCGAACGACUCUGGUCGAAGAGUUUGCCAGCCCCGGCGAGCAAGACCGACGAAGCAAUCCAGUGGUUCGAUGCCGCCUGGAUGCACCGGUGCUUGUCAAGGCAGCGACCGUUGACGUGGUGACCCGGCUGAAGGUGAGCUUCAAUGCCACGAUCAGCGCUUGCGGCAAAAGCAAGAUCUGGGAAGCAUCGCUGUCCGUUCUCGCUGACAUUGACAGGGAACGUCUGCAGAAGGACCUCUUCAGCUACAACACAUCUUUCAGCGCCAUUGCUGUGGUUGAGCAGUGGCGAUGGUCCCUUCACCUGCUUCGUGACGUGAAGGCCAGACAUCUUCGGAGCGACAUCAUCAGCUGCAAUACCGCCAUAGAUGGGUGUCAACAGAAGUGGAGCCUGUCACUAGCCGUCCUGGCCAAGAUGUCUCAGCAGAAUCUGCAGCCAGACGUCAUUGCCCAUGACACUGCCGUUAGCUCCUCCGAGAAAGGAAACUACUGGGAUCGUGCCCUGGACGUGCUACGGACCCUCGAGGCUGGCGACAUACAAGCUGAUGCGAUUGGAAUCAGUGCUGCGAUAAGCACUGGCGGAGCAGGAGAUCGGUGGCAAAGAUCCCUUGAUUUGCUCUUUAGGCUCCAGACCUCUGCCAUGUGCGCAACCACCAUCAGCUACAACGCAGCCAUAGGCAGUAGUGGCACUGGACGCCACUGGCAGACGGCAUUCGAUGUGGCACUUGAACUGACACGACACAGUCUCAGGAGAAGCUUGGUCACCUUCAACACGAGCAUCAGUGCUUGCGAAAAGGCAACAUCCUGGACAAGCGCGUUGCAUGUGUAUCACAUGGUCCAUGAAAGCAGCUGGAGUCCCAACUUGCUUACCUGUGGCGCUACGCUGAGUGCCCUUGAAAAGGGCCAGCAGUGGCAACUUGGUGUGGCUUUCUUGCACGAACUUCUCGAUCGCCGUGCGACACCCAAUUUGAUCCUGCUCAAUGCCGUGAUCAGUGCUUGCGAAAAAAGCGAACAAUGGCAGUACGCGUUGUUUGUUGCAUCGCAAAUCGGAGACCUUAAGCUACAGCCAAGCGUCGUCACCUACAGUGCACUUAUCAGCGCAUGUGGACGCUGCGGACACUGGCAGGCAGCAUUUGAUGUGCUUGGUGAAUUCAUGAAUUCAAACCUUCAGGGAAAUUUGAUCAUUUACAAUGCGGCCAUCGAUGCUUUGGAGGGGAGUGAGCACUGGCGGUCAGCAUUUGUGCUUGUGGAGGACCUUCGACAUCGAGGCAUGCAGCGGAACAUCGUCACCUUCGGGGCGACCAUCAGUGCAUGUGGAUCGCGGCUGCAGUGGAGACUGGCUCUGGGGCUACUAUGCCAGCUUGACGAGCUGCUCUUGGAAGCAAACGAGAUUGUUCUGGGAGACACCCUCCUUUGGUUAGCGGAGCAGGCAGCAACAAGGCUGGCCAAGACAAAAACCUACAACAUCGCCAUCACUGCGUGCGGAAAGGGCGCGAAUUGGCAAGCAGCUUUGACGUGCUUUCAGGAAAUUUUCCUUGCAAAGCUGCAGCCGGAUGUUGUCACUUACAACAGCGCUAUCACUGCUUGCACACAGGGAACCAGCUGGCCAGCGUCUUUGCUUCUCUUCUUUGAGCUUCUAAACACCGAACUGGAGCCGGACUCAUUCACCCUUAACGCCGCCCUUUGUGCUUGUGCGCCUGCCUGGCAUUCUAGAAGGGAUGUUUUCUGUUUCGUUGCAAAGUUUUUACGUCUCUCCGUUGUUGUGAGAGCAGAAAGCCUCGAGGAGCCUGUCGGCAAGUGGGAACUCGCCGCUUCGGUUUUGCAUGACGCCGGGCCAAUGACCACAGGGAGCAUUGGAAGAAAUACGAUGGUGUGGAAUGCUGGCAUUUCCGUGUAUUCGAGAGCUGGAGAGUGGGAGCGCGCCAUCGACUUGCUAACACGGAUGCACACGGCCGGCGUGCAACGUUCCGAGGUCUCCUACAAUGCCGCUAUUUUCGCUUGCAGCAGGGUGGGUCAAUGGCUUCGUGCUGUCUCACUUCUCCGACACAUGCAGGAACAGUUGCUCCGUGCGGACACGAUCUCUUACAAUGCUGCCAUGGCCUGGGAGGGGUCUGGGAAUUGGGAAAUAGCGCUAGGCCUCUUCGCAGAACUUCAGGAGAGUUCGAUGGGGCCCAGCAUCGUGACUUACGGUUCACUCGUGAAGGCCUGCGCAAGCGAGGAACAGUGGCAGACUGCUCUGCUUUGCUUUGAGGAGGUGCAGCGAAGCAGCUUGCAGAUGAGCGUCAUCGCCUAUACCGCAGCGAUCAGCAGCUGCGAAAAGGGCUCUCAUUGGGAGCUUGCACUGUGCUGCUUGUUCGACUGCGCUCGCAGGGAGAUGGUGCCAGACAUAACGUCUUUCAACACUGCCAUCAGGGCAUGUGGAAAUGCCGACCAGCUGCGACGGGUUCGACUGCUGCACGUGAUUCUAAGGCGUCGGCAAAUACGAGAGAACUUGUCGACCUUCAAUGCGUUGAUCGUCUCGCAUGGCAGAGCCAGCCAGUGGCAGCAGGCAGUUGCAUACCUUGCAGAUCUUGAGGCGCUCAACUUUCGACCAGAUGCCAUUACCUUCAAUGCGUUGAGCAGCGCAUGCACCAAGAACGACCAGUGGGAAUGUGCUCUGCAGUUGCUCGCAGAAGCUCAACAGGCCCUACUUCCGGCAGAUAACGUUUCAUAUGGGACGAGAAUCACUGCCCUUGCCAGGGCAGGUCGAUGGGAGGAGGUGCUGCUUCUGCUUGCUGACCUGGAGGCAGAAGGUUGCGUGCCGGAUGUCAUUGUGUACAACGCAGCAAUUGCUGCCUGUGAGGAUGCUUGGCGGGUUUGCCUGACGCUGCUUGGUGAGCUGCAGAGGAAGCAGCUUACGGCCGAUGCGAGAACUAUCACAAGUCUCAUCAGCGCCUGCCGAAGCAGUUCUGCUUGGCAGCCGGCUUUGCACCUUCUCUCGAUGCAGCGAGCGUAUUGCGUGUCAGAUAUGUCCUAUUGUUACAAUGCAGCCAUCAGCACCUGCGGCCGCGCAGAUGAGUGGGAGGUGGUCGUGGACCUUCUAAGCAGCAUGGUAGAGGAUGGUCUUCAACCGGACCUAAUGGGGUAUGAUCCCGCACUGGCAGCCAUCGUCAGCUCUGGUCAGCAAGAGCAGGCGCUGGAACUCCUUUGGUACUCGGAAAGCUCGUGGCCUCCAGUGUCUUUCUUAUGGUGCCUGGCGACAGUUGGCGUCUCCGACGCCGAGGUCAUUCACGAAGCUUGCGUGGAGGUGGCUUUAGGCCAAUGCCACGGGGAGGAGUUGUCCAGGGUGUUGUGGUCGCUGGAUAUCCUGGGCGUGGAGAACAUCCAAUUCUGCAGGUCGACCAUUCGGAGGUUUUUGAAACAACUCCCCAACGUUGGCCUCGACGAGCUUGCAAUGGCGGUGUCGGGCCUCAUCUCCCUGAGCUCGGAGCCUUUUGCUGCUGACCUGAUCCAGCGACACGUGGCAGGCGAACUCAGGAGGCUGAGGCAGAUCGCACCGAGUCGACUGGCUUUCAAUCGCUUGGGCAUCUCAGCUAUGGGCAUACUGGGAUCCUUGGCGACGGCAGGGCGUUUGCCACAGAGCUUGCAAACUGCCGUGCACGAUGCGCUGCUGGAAGUCGGCCGCGGCUUAGACCGAAGCACCCGGGAGACCUACACAUUGCCGAGUCCACCUUUGCCGCAGGAGCAUCUUCCUGCCUCGGUGGUGUGGAACCAGGCUGACCGCGCUGUUCUCUUCAAGCCACCCGGGUGGGAAGUCUAUGGUGCCCACACAGCCCUGCAGCUGUCAUCCUUCGCAGCGCUCCGCUUUGGCCGCCUCCGAAUCCUGGAUGAUGACAGUCAUAAUUCUGGCUUCCUCCAUCGCCUGGAUGUGCCGAGCUCAGGCUUGAUCAUGAUGGCAAAGUCCUAUGCUGCCUUCUAUGACUUGCAGCUUCAGCUCCAUCUUGGGACAUUUGGCCGCGAGUACACCUCCCUCGUGCACGGCUGGUUAGCAAAAUCGCUCAGCACCGUGACGGCAAAGGUGCAAUCCGGCACAAAAGGUCCGACAACUUCGGGCGGUCGCGGAAAGUGGAGCCAAACUCGGCUUCGGCGCAUGGGCUACUUGUGGCAUCCUGUUGGCACACUAACUCGCCUUCUUCUGCAGAUUGUCACGGGGCGAAAGCACCAAAUUCGGAGUCACAUGUCCUACAUUGGGCACCCUACCGUCCGAGAUGGUCUUUACACUAGCAAUGUGACUUUCCAAGAGGAUGCAGCACUCUGCGACCGCAAGUUCCACGAGAUUCACUCUCCAUUGCCUCAAGACCUUCAAAAUUCGUUCAUCACGGCAUGUAAAAUGUGCGAUGCUUCAUGCUUUUGCUUGCCGUCACCCUCCCCCUUGGCAUCGGAGGGCUCUAGGACUUCUCCUGACAACUGGAAGGAGGUUCGGAUGAGCCUGCUGGAGUACAACAAAGCCAUCAACGCUUGCGUGAAGCAGUCGCAGUGGCAACGAGCAUUGGCGUUGCUGCCCGAGCUGGAAGAGUACGAAUUUCAAGCUUCGCUAGUGACCUACAACACAGCAGCCAGUGCUUGUGUCCGUGGAGCACAGUGGGAAUUGGCAUUGUCGUUCCUGCAUCAACUACAGCAUGACCGUCUUGCGGAUGUGAUCACCUUCUCAACGACGCUGAGCUCUUUGGAGGUUGCUAGCCUGUGGGCCGAGGCUAUAACCCUUUUGCUGUCGAUGGCCGAUGUGGAAGUUGUCCGGAACUCCAUCACCUACAAUGCGGCCAUCAGUGCCUGUGCCAAAGGCUACUCGAACGAAUGGUCGACCUGUGAGGCAUGGGAAGUAGCGCUCUCGCUGCUGCACGAGCUAGAGAUGGAGAGAUUGGAGGCCUCCAUCAUCCCUUACAAUGCAGCCACCAGUGCCUGUGCCAAAGGAGGCUGCUGGGAGCUUGCGGUAGCCCUGGCUGCCAGCCUCAACCCGAGAAGCCUCGAGCCGGACAUCGUCACGCAGAACUCCCUCAUCUCGGCGCUUGAGUUCGGCUUCUGGACCGAGGCUGUGCUUCUGUUCAGUGAAUUGGCGGAACUUUCUUUGCAACCUACCAUCGUGACCUUCAACUCGCUUUUGAAAACCUGCGCGACUGGAGAAGAGUGGCAACAAGCACUUAGCUUGCUGUCGGAAAUGAAGAAUCGAAAGCUCCUGCCAAACAUGAUCACCUUGACAACGGCCAUCAGUGGCAGCACCCGCAGCUCUCAAUGGGAAAGCUCGCUGAUUCUUUUCCGCGACAUGAGACAAAGCGCGGUCCCUUGCAGCGUUCUCGCAUACAAUGCAGCAAUCAGUGCAUGCGAAAGUCAGGGGUUGUGGGAGUACGCUCUCCAAUAUAUGGCUGAACUGUCGUCAGAGGGCUUCCAAGCUGACAUCGUCACUUACAGCACAGUGGAUGCGAUCGCCUACAAUGCCUCUAUCAGCUCCUGUGAGAAGGCAGCGAAGUGGGAGGAAGCUUUGGUCCUCCUCAGACAGUUGGAGGCCAUGCUGCUGUUGAGGGAGCUGCGAUUCAAGGCGAUUGAGCCCAGCGCGAUCACGUACAAUGCCGCUGUCAACGCUUGCAAGGGUAAAGGCCACUGGCGAGUUGCUGUCUCGCUCCUUGACGAGGGCAGAAGCUUGCAGCUAGCAGCCACGACGGUGGCAUGCAACGGGAUUCUGAGUGCAUCAGAGAGAGGCCAGUGGCGAAUAACCUCAUCGCUCCUGGGGUGCAUGCGCUGGCAGCACGUCGAAGCCAGUGUGGUGUCUUUCCGCUCCGCCAUAUCUGCACGGGAGAAAGUCGGUCAGUGGGCGGCAGCGCAUUGGCUACUAUGGGAGCUCGAGGGAGCAGGAUUCGAAAUGAAUGUUGCCACCUUCAAUGCGGCGGUGGGUGCAGCCAGAUGGGAAGCGGCCUCUCUUUGGUCCGUCCGUCUGGUAGCCUUUGCCGGGGCAAAGCGGUGGCUGUCGCAGAUGCAAGAGGCCAGGGUGAACCCGAAUGCGGUCACCUACUCUUCGACCAUCCAUGCGCUGACGAAGGCAAAUCUGGUGGAAGAUGCGAUCGAAGCGCUAGUGGGCAUGGAGGAGUCUUCUCUGAAGCCGGAUGCGUCUGCUUAUGCGCGGGUGAUUACGGGCUUGGCCCGGGCAAACCGCGACCGUGAAGCGGCGGCGUGGCUACAAACCAUGUCAGAGGCCAAGCUCAGUCCCAACACGCCAGUCUACAACUGGGUCAUUGCAGCGUGCAAGAAGACCAAGAAUGCUGAUCUGGCUGAAUCCAUGAUGCGUGAGAUGCUUGCAAAUGGUAUGAUGCCCAACGACUUUA
Messenger RNA from Symbiodinium necroappetens, 7216 nucleotides. NCBI's taxonomy places the organism in Eukaryota, Dinophyceae, Suessiales, Symbiodiniaceae. The record is from the annotation of a GenBank genome assembly.